GAGUCUCGCGGCUGAGGCGUGGGGAUGGCGUUCCGCGGGAAGAGACCGGAGCACGGCGGGCCCCCGGAGCUGUUUUAUGACAAGAAUGAAGCCCGGAAAUACGUGCGCAAGUAAGGGGAGCCUAGAUGUUGCGCGGCGUCGGGGUUCGCGGGCCGGCAAGUUACCCUGAUAGCUGGCGCUACUUGGAAAGCACGCAAGAGUUUGGGGUGUUGGGGAAGGAAGGGACCCGGAUUGAUCCUAUUUUUUACGGUGGGAAAGGCAACUUUUGAGUAAGUCUCGGAACCCUCUGGGCCUCGGUGAACUUAGCAUUAAAAUGGAGGUGAAUCGUGCGUACUUUCUCUAGGGGGUUCUCAAAGUUUCAUGUGACAGCUUGUUUGAAGCAUGCGGUAAAAUCGGCAGGGGCGGUGGAUACGUGUAGGGGGGUCAGUGCUGUUGAGGGGGAGGAAGUAGUAUUCCCAGAAUGCGGUGUGCCCCUGUUUGCAUUAUCGUUAAGGUCUUAUGACAAGUGGUGUAGAAUCUGAAUUUCAGGGGGGGAGUUAACUUGUGUUAACCAUAGAGUCAUUUAACAGGUGAAGGCUAGAACAGGGACUUCCAAGCCUGCUCUCUCUGAUAUCACUACUCUAGAGAUAACUGUUCUCCACUUUUCCAUUCAAAUUAGAGUCCAAGACCAAGGCCAGCAGAAAUCUCUGAUCCGGUUGUCAUUAUGUAGCAACAUAAGCUUUUUUCCCAGCUGCAGAAUUCAGUGCGAUUCUUCCUCUUGAUCUUGGGAAAGGCAGAGAACACCAAAGAUCCGUUUUGUUAAGAGGCAGUAUUCUCUUGAAGUAAUGUUUGGUCGGAAUGACUUACUGUGAAGAAAAUGUUAACAUUUUACCUAUUGAAUGUUGAUGAUGUGUUGAAAUGCUAUUUGGAGCAUAUCGGGUUAAGAUAUAUUACCAGGAUUAUUGGGUUGGGUAAACUAUUACAAUUAAUUUUAGCAUUUCAUUUUAAUCAUGGCACUAAGAAAGUCCCACGUGGCUUGCAUUAUAUUUCUCAUGGGUAGCAACUGCUAUGGAUUUUUGUUGUACCUUGUUAAGCUUUAUACAGGAGAGUAACUAUGGUGGGUAAUUUUUCCAGAAAACGCGUUUUUAAGUAAUAAACAUAUCAGAACCACAUGGAGUUGAAAAUAGGCAAUAGUUAGUCGUUAGCUAAGCGAUUUAUUCCCUUCACAUCAGUUUUGCAGCUGGCAAAGUUGUAAUUUGUGUCGCAAAAUAACUUGUUGCUGUAUUACAUGGACUUUGGGGGUCGCUCUUAAAUAGGUGUAGUUGGGUAUGGUGACUGGGACGGUACCUCAGGGUGAUUGUGCCUUGUUCUCUUUCUCUUCUUUUGCUCUGAGCAAUGUUUUAGCCCAGAACUCCUUUAUCACUUGUGUUUUCUGCCUUCCCAGCUCACGGAUGAUUGAUGUCCAGACCAAGAUGGCUGGGCGCGCAUUGGAGCUCCUUUGUCUGCCCGAGGGUCAGCCCUGUUACCUGUUGGAUAUUGGAUGUGGUUCUGGGCUGAGUGGAGAUUAUCUCUCGGAUGAGGGGCAUUAUUGGGUGGGCAUCGACAUCAGCCCUGCCAUGCUGGAUGCGGCCUUGGACCGAGACACUGAGGGAGACUUGCUUCUGGGGGACAUGGGCCAGGGCAUUCCCUUCAAACCAGGCACCUUUGAUGGUUGUAUCAGCAUUUCUGCUGUCCAGUGGCUCUGUAAUGCAAAUAAGAAGUCUGACAUCCCUGCCAAGCGCCUAUACUGCUUUUUUUCUUCUCUUUACUCUGUGCUGGUCCGUGGAGCCCGGGCUGUCCUGCAGCUGUAUCCUGAGAACUCUGAGCAGUUGGAGCUGAUCACGAUCCAGGCCACCAAGGCUGGCUUCACUGGUGGCGUGGUGGUGGAUUUCCCCAACAGCGCCAAGGCAAAGAAGUUCUACCUCUGUUUGUUUUCUGGGCCUUCGACCUUUCUGCCAAAGGCCCUGACCGAAACUGCUGAUGAAGAGGAGGCCACGGAGUCUGCGUUCACGAGUGAGAGGAUCCAGCGCAGGAUGGCGAGGCGCGGGGUGGUGAGGAAGAGCCGUGAGUGGGUGCUGGAGAAGAAGGAGCGUCGCAGGCGGCAGGGCAAGGAGGUCAGACCCGACACCCAGUACACCGGCCGCAAGCGCAAGCCCCGCUUCUAAGCCGUUCGCUCCACGUAACCGGGCAGCUUGGGUCUGCACAGUUGCAAGCGGGCAGUUUUCUCGAAGUGCCUACUUGCAUCCGGUGACAAAACAUUGUUUUAGAAACGUUUUCAAGUUCUAACCGUUUUUCUUUAACAAAAGUUCUAAAAGCAUCUUAUUUUGUUCUAAAAGCAAUAAACCACUUUCUGUGGAA
This is a messenger RNA of Lynx canadensis (Canada lynx), 2376 nucleotides long. RefSeq names its product BUD23 rRNA methyltransferase and ribosome maturation factor (gene BUD23). The coding region runs from base 1308 to 2183 and encodes 291 amino acids. Gene Ontology annotation, cellular component: nucleolus. Gene Ontology annotation, biological process: rRNA (guanine-N7)-methylation. NCBI's taxonomy places the organism in Eukaryota, Metazoa, Chordata, Mammalia, Carnivora, Felidae. Gene Ontology annotation, molecular function: rRNA (guanine) methyltransferase activity. The record is from RefSeq and is a predicted model, not a curated record. The transcript is spliced from 11 exons.